Messenger RNA from Ylistrum balloti, 5539 nucleotides. RefSeq names its product cytosolic carboxypeptidase-like protein 5. Gene Ontology annotation, molecular function: metallocarboxypeptidase activity; zinc ion binding. Lineage: Eukaryota; Metazoa; Mollusca; Bivalvia; Pectinida; Pectinidae. Bases 10 to 3651 code for a protein of 1213 amino acids. Gene Ontology annotation, biological process: proteolysis. The record is from RefSeq and is a predicted model, not a curated record. The transcript is spliced from 18 exons.
AUAUGCAGGAUGUCGGAGUUCAGAAUAGGAGGGCUUUUCUUCACCUCCAAGUUUGACUCUGGCAAUCUUUCUCGGGUAGAGAAGGUGUACAGGGAUGAUGAAGAAGAAGGCGGUGGUGGGUUUUAUAGUGAGCCCAAACCGGACUAUGAAUACAAUGUAUGGACCAAGCCAGAUUGUGCAGAAACUGAGUUUGAAAAUGGCAACAGGUCUUGGUUUUACUUCGGGAUCAGAGGUUGGAAUCCUAACAGGCUAAUCAAGAUCAACAUCAUGAAUUUGAACCGACAGGGCAAGUUGUACAGCCAAGGCCAUGCCCCAUUCACAAGGACUCUCCCUGGGAAACCUCGCUGGGACCGGAUCAGGGACAAGCCUACAUAUGAAACAAUAGACGGUCAGUUUAUCCUGACCUUUACAUACCGAUUCCCUGACCUCAAGGGAGCUAUGACCUACUUUGCCUUCUGUUUCCCUUGGUCUUAUACCGAGACCCAAGAACAAUUGAAUCAACUAGAUGUGAAAUUUGCCGAUGCCAAAAAUCUUACCUCAAAAAGUAACCCAGACAGCAUUUAUUACCAUAGAGAACUUCUGUGUAAGUCCUUAGACAAUCUACGCAUUGAGUUAGUCACCAUAUCAUCUUGCCAUGGUAUUGUUGAUGAAGAAGAGCCUCGUUUUGACAGUAAUCUCUUCCCAGAAAAAGACGUACCAAGACCAAAGAAAUUCAGAGGGAAGCGGGUGUACCUGUUGAGUAGUAGAGUCCAUCCUGGUGAAACACCUGCUAGUUAUGUCUUUAAUGGUUUCCUUGAUUUGAUCUUAAGAGAAAAUGAUCCACGUGCCAAAGCUCUUCGGAAGCAAUUUGUUUUUAAAAUGAUUCCAUUGUUGAAUCCUGAUGGAGUUCAGAGGGGACAUUACAGGACAGAUCAACGAGGUGUGAACCUGAAUAGGUUAUACCUUGACCCCGAUAUCAAUCUCCACCCAUCAAUUUAUGCAUCAAAAAGUAUUCUAGUGUAUCAUCACAUUAAAAACCGUGUUGUAAAAGAAGGUGAUAAAAUAGAUAUAAAAGUUACCUUUCCAGGGUCUAAUGUUGUGUCUUCUAGUCCAGAUAUUCCUAAAUAUUUACCCCAGUCUGCCAAAAACUCUAAACUCCCUCCAAAACCGGAAGACAAUAAAGGGGAAAUGCAGGCAACUGCUGGUGCUAACUCAAUGGGAGAUCACAAUACUAACAACAAUCACAGUUUUAUGAAUGGAGGACAUGUAAGUGUGGAAAAUUCUCUUCAGACCAAAGAAAAUUCUUGGGUGACUGAAAAUCAUGACAGUGGCUUGUUGCCUCCUAAAAUGAAAGUAGAAAAGUUAAAUCUGGCUGGCCUAGAUGGGACUGAUACAUCACUGUAUGGAGACAACAAUAUGACUGUAGAAAAUUCCAUGGAUGAUCAAGGACGUUUGUCAUCUUCCUGUAGCAGUAUACUCAGUAAUGCCACAAUACAAGACCGGAGAACUGUUGACAGUGAGUUAAGGCUCCGACUCUCGGAGUUAAACAUGUCGGACGAUAACUGUCGGGGGAAGUUAUCACACAUGAGUAUGUUGACUAUGAGUGUAGGAUUAAAUGAUUCUGACAACGAAGAUCCCAAUACAGAACAUUUGGGUAAUGAAGGUUCAGAGGAUGAAGGGGAUUUUACACCGUCCAUGAUCACUCGUACAAACUCUCCUCAUCUAUCCUCUCCAUGUUUACGAGAAAUUCCUCCUCAGGAAAGUGGGAUUGCUUUUUAUGUUGACUUGCACGGACAUGCCUCCAAAAGAGGAUGCUUUAUCUACGGAAAUUAUUUUGAAAAUGAGGAUACUCAGGUGGAGAAUAUGCUAUUUCCAAAGCUGAUUUCCAUGAACACGGCCCAUUUUGAUUUCACAGGCUGUAACUUCAGUGAGCGUAAUAUGUACACAAAGGAUAAACGUGAUGGGAUGUCUAAGGAGGGCAGUGGACGAGUGGCCAUAUACAAAGCCCUAGGCAUUAUACACAGUUAUACAUUGGAGUGUAAUUACAACACUGGAAGGAUGGUGAACCCUGUUCCUCCAGCCUAUGGGGACGAUGGCCGGGCGACACCCCCUCCAAUGGCAGCAUUUCCUCCCAGAUACACACAAGCUCACUUUGAAGAGGUUGGUCGAGCAUUAUCUAUUGCUGCUCUGGAUUACACUGACACAAACCCCUGGUCUAGACUGACUUUGUCAGAGAUGAACAGCAUACAUGGAGUGCGGGAGAGUGUUAAACGGUACCUCAGAAGUAUGAGAGGAGGGCCAAGAAUUCCUAGAAAUCCUUCUAAAUCCUUUGUUAAAAACAGCAUUACAACUAACCAGAACAAUAACCGAUUAAAUCGUACCAACAACGAUCCAGGACCUGGAGGCCGCCAACUUCCUGCUCGCAUGAACUCUGUGGAAUCCACCGCUAGUAGUAGCAAUUCUGCCUCACGCUUCAGUCGUCGUGAUAUGCAGACCACACAGAACCAGAAGAGGGAGCUUGGACCAGUCAGGGAAACUACCAGGCCUACCAUUGCACCGCAACAAAGGCGACGUGGACCUAAUGCACCUAACUUUGGGUCGACGACCUCCCGGUCUUUGGGUCAGCCAAGCAGUUCAGGCAGUGGGUCAGCUCCAGUCACACUCACACUGACCAACAGUCAGAACAAUGAGGUGAAAGUGAUGCGACAACUGUCGGCUGAUGCGACAACUCGUAGUCCUGAUGAUGAGAAGUUACAGCCCUUACGUCAUGUGAACUUGUUAGCUAUAGCAAAGAAAUCGGGUCCACCUAGUCGGAUUCCGCUACCCACUGGAAAUCAGGGUGUUAAAAUGGAUGUUCAGACUCCACAGGAUUUACCACCCCCUAGGGUGCCAAGUGGACGCUGCGGUUCUCGCUAUGGUCAGAGAUCAAACAUGCAGGCAUACCCAUUGAAGAAAGCUAAUGCUGAACAGUUACCAUCAGAAACUCCACGUCAUUCCAUUGCAGAUGGACUCCUGGCUAGUCCAUCAUCUGUAGGACCAAACGCCACUGGUAACUUAUACAGUCUCAAUAACAUCCGUCAAAGUGCUGCCUCAAACAUGGUACACAGUGCACGUAGCAUGCACAGCCUUGGACCAUCUUCUUCCCUUGGAGGUCAGGUGUCCUCCCCCAGCAUCUCUGGGGCAAAUCACUCAGCAUCAGGACCUAAUCUUGGCCAGCCUGAUAUGGAUUUGUCUGGGCCCCUACCACAGCCCCCAUCCUCAGCAGCUGAGAAUCUUACAGUCACUGAACCUAACAAUGAAUCUCCAAAACGCCGUCGCCGAUACAUGUACUUGAAGAGGAGAAACCCAAGUCCUAAGAUGGGAAGUGCAGGGAACAAGGGACAGCACAGACAGCCGGGUAUGGCUGACACUUCCAGUAGUGAAGCUAGGUCUGGUAGGCGUAGACGCCGCAAAUCUAUGAGGAAGGUCAAUCAGUCGCCAUCAUCAGAUGAGACUGGAGGCCAAGUAAUGUUAGGCCUUGCAGCAGUGGACUUUGGUUUAAGUAGUGCUGCUGGUGGAAACGGCAACACACUGGACGCCGCCAACAUGAAAGUGUCACCAAGGAUCAUAUCCCUGACUAUGCAGACACAGCAGCAGUUUACUCGACAACACAGACAUUCCGAUCACCCUUAGGGACCUACCCGGCAAUGACAGAAGUCGCUUCAACUCCGCGAGAGCUACACCUAGUCCAAUGACAUAUGAUUACAAAAGGCUGACACAGUCCUCAAAGACACAAAGACAUCACCAGGCUCCGAGUAAACUCACUGUCUUCUGGAUAGACUGAUCAAGGGUGGUCUACCGCUGACUUUGUGUCCCUGAUUGACCGACCUUGUCUUUGACCAGAAGUCCAGGAAUGACCUGUUUCUUAGUUGAUUGUCCAUGAUUUCCUAUGUAUGAAAUAGAUAACUUGUUCAUCUUGAGCACCCCUUUGUAAACAGUUUUCUGGAGACUUGUCUGUAAUUAUGAAACAUCUUCUAGAAAACAACAAAAAAGUUUAUGAAUCACAUUGUGUUAAAAUGUAGAUAUAUAUAUAUAUCACUGAUAUUUCAAUAUGUGUAUAGCAAUGGCAGGUAGUUAAAAUGUUGGUAGUGGAAAACGAAAUUUGAAUUUGAAUAAUUGUAAAUUUCAUUCAUAUUACUUGUUGGCGGAGUAUAUAUGGAAAACAAAGAAUGACAUGUUAAAUGGCUGAGUAAUUUAUUCAUAGAAUAUUAAGUCAGCAUUGUUUUUACAGGCCUAAAGGGCAUUUAGUCUUUUUCCCAGAAAAAAGGUAGUGAUGGGCAUAUUAAUUGGAAUACAAUAGUAAUUUAUAGUUGCUUUUGGCUAGAAGUUUUAUACUUUUUAAAAGUUGAAAGUCUAAAUUUUUUACUUACUGAGACUGUAUUUUGCAGAUAUUUUAUAUGAAGGCUGACCUAGAUUAAUGGUUAGAAUGAUGAGUAUACAUUUGAAAUUAAAAUAUUUCUACAUAUUGUUUUAAUCCUCUAGCUAUGGGUAAAGCUAGUUCCUGAAUCUCGUAUUUUUAUUCAUGUGCAUGUUCAAAAAUACCACAUUUCAUGUCUUGAAAAAUACUGUGAUGUUAAUUUCCCAAGGAGUUAAAAGAUUUUUAUAUACUGUCUGUUUAAAUGUUAUAAACAUGGAGCUCUGACAAAGAAAGGACUUAAUCAGUAACCAACAGAAAGUUUGCAGUCAAUGUUUGUCUAAAGAUAGGUUUCCAAGCACAGGUACAAUACUUGCGGAUUUUUAAUUUCAUCAAUGUGUUUUUGGUUGUUUGUGUUGACCUCAUUAGUGCACAUAACCUGAAUAUCAUCAGAAUAUGUAAAUGACCUCUUCUUUUGAACUUUCCCUUGGCAACAACAAUUGGGAGAUUACAUUAAUUCUAAGGUUUGUCAAAUCAGGUAUGUGAUAUACAUAGAGUACACCAUGUCAAGUGAUUGGUAUAUAGAUAUUGGUUCAUCUGUAAGGACAGGACAAAUUUAACAAUCAAGUCAGUUUUCAAUGAUGGAAAUUUGAUGACUUUGUUACAUCACUCAUAACAAAUUGUCUAUUAGGCAGGACAUGUAUGCCCUUCAGUUAACCUUGAUUAUUUUUUAAACAUAUCGUAUGAUGCUUUCAUUCCCAAUUUGAGAAGUGGGUAAUAUUUCUUCCAAAUGUAAACAUGUCUUAGAACUGAAUAUAAAGUCCAAAAGAAUUUAACAUACUUACAGGUGAUUUUUAAUAUCAGUUUUUGUGUUCGAGCAAAAAGUCAUCACAAAAAUGGUACGACGUGAUGUAAUAGCUAGUUAGAAUUUUAUCAAUGCUAGAAAAAGACACAUUUCCUAACAUUUUCAUGGAUGUGUGCCAUGCAUGGGAACCCAUCUUUAGAGUGAACUGUGAAGUCUGGAUCUUUCACCUGAUAAAAGUUUAUUUUAAUGCUUCUUUACAUCAUGGUUUAAAGAUGGCAGUUCGUAUAUCAACUAAAUGUUGCUGAUAACACUACAGACUUAGAUAUAUCUAGACAGGGAUAACAUUAUUAAUAUAUCUAUAC